Molecule: messenger RNA, 3880 nt
Organism: Dendronephthya gigantea
Lineage: Eukaryota; Metazoa; Cnidaria; Anthozoa; Malacalcyonacea; Nephtheidae
Product: guanylate cyclase soluble subunit beta-1-like
Exons: 8
Coding region: 933-3035 (700 amino acids)
Biological process (GO): cGMP biosynthetic process; response to oxygen levels
Cellular component (GO): guanylate cyclase complex, soluble
Molecular function (GO): heme binding; guanylate cyclase activity
Source: RefSeq, a predicted model, not a curated record
AAGCGCCGUAACACCUAUAUUUUAAACCAGCAGUCACAAUACAUCGCAUUUCAAUUUUGCAAAUAGAUUGCGAAGUAUCGUGAUCGACCGAGUGCUGUUAAUAUUUGUAACAACUAUAUAUAUGCUUAAUAUACGCUCUAUAGUAAUGCCUUAUGAAUGUAACACGCUAUAUUCGUCAGGGGAUGCCAUGCAUGGGGCAGUGGAGUUGUUACUUCCGUAGACAAUUGUGCAUGGACUUGUCAAAUGUCAGUUAUGCUCGCUUUAUCGCUGCAAAAUCGCAGAGCUGUAGAGUUUUGGUUGUAGAGUACUUGAUAUUGUCUUGUCUAAAAUCACAUCUAUGAUCGAGUAUAGAAGCAAUCUCAUGCAAGCGAUUUGCCGAUUUAGAAAUAAACUUUUAGCGGAUUUCGUUUUUGAGACAUAUAAUAUGUAUUACCGACAAGGCGACAACAAGUUGAAGAAAUUCACUUUUAUGUAAACGGUUGAUUAGAAAUAAACUUAGCGAGUAUAAAGUCCUUAGCGGGUAUAUAUAUAUAAAGCCUUUCGCAUAUCUAUAGCGAACUAUAUAUAUAUACAUAUUUUUUACCUAUCCUAAAAUUUUACGUUGAAAGACCAGUUUAAAUCAGGCCAAAGAUAAAGACAAUGGGGUAUGUUCAUCAAUUAUCGUCAAAAUGCACAUAGCGACACGAUUACUAACUGACACGACAUCUACUAUACUUUUCUAUGUAUUUGUUUGAAGAAGCAUUUAACACAACCGAGAUUCAACGCAACCGUACAAAACAGGCCUAUCGAGCGAAAAGUGUCAAGACAAGAGACGCCUUCUAGAACAACGCAAGUAGGAGCGUACGUGUGCGUACAUCGGAGAUCGGUUAUCACCUCCAGGCUGACCAUAUUGACAGGAUUUCUUUUGAAUGCAAAUAAUUUGCUGAUAAAGUAUGUACGGCUUCAUACACUGCUGUCUCGCCGAUAUGGUUAUCGGUGGAUUCGGUGAGGAAAAAUGGCGUGAAAUUAUACAUAAGGCAGGCGUGGAAUUGGAAGGAGGCUCCUACCUCAUUCAUAAGAUCUACAGCGACGCGGAAACACUAAAACUUGUCGGAACUGCUUGUGAAGUUCUGGGGCUGGAUGUUAAUGCAGCUUUGGAAGGCUUUGGUGCGCAUUUCUUUCGUUACACCGUACAGUCUGGAUAUGAUCAAAUUCUACGUGUUCUUGGAAGAAACCUGCAAGACUUUCUCUGCAACUUGGACGCCCUUCACGACCACUUGGCAAACAUCUACCCAGGAAUGGAAGCGCCUUCGUUUCGUUGCACGGAAGCAGAGGACGGUGCAUUGCUUUUGCACUACUAUACAAGACGUUCGGGACUUGAGUCUAUCGUGAUUGGCUUGGUUAAGACGAUUUGCUCAGAUGUGCUUCACACCGCGGUUACGGUGAAUAUAUUGCAGAAAAAAGGCGAGAAUGGCAGUGAUCACACGAUCUUUGCCAUUUAUGAAGAGAAAGACAAAACAAACGAGUCCAAACUUGGUUUGCUUCAAAUCGAGAAUGAAACGAAUGGGGACUUCAAUGCGAACUACUUGAAAGGAAAUGGUAUCGCAAAUAAUCCAAUGAAUGUGAUGUCAUUCUGCAAGGCGUUCCCUUUCCACGUCCUUUUCGACGAAGAUUUGACGAUAAUUCAAGCUGGUGUUGCUAUAUUAAGAGUUCUCAACAAGCAAUCGUCGGAUAAAUUAAAAUUCACCGAGGUUUUCAACUUGCAGCGGCCAAAGUUAGCCUUAAGCUUUGCACCCAUCCUGGCACAUAUCAAUACUGUAUUCGUCGUGGAAACCAAGGACGGAAUAAUCCCAUGCGGGGCAUGUGGACCAACGCAUUCGUCUUGUUCGGCCUGCGGAAAGCCGGGCAGGGUGAAAGGGCUAAAAAUACGACUUAAAGGGCAAAUGGUGCAUGUCCCUGAAUCGAAAGCACUGUUAUUCCUCUGUUCCCCAAGAGUCGCAGACCUCGACGCGCUGCGUGCGCAAGGACUUUACCUAAGCGACCUACCGCUUCACGACGCCACGCGGGACCUCAUCUUCAUGACGCACACUCGAGGCGCAGAACGCGAGCUGGUCGAGCAGCUGGAGGAGACGAGCAACAACUUGAAAAAAAUGGAAUCUUGUUUGAUCGAGGACAAAAAGAGGACGGACGAUCUACUGCAUUCUAUCUUACCGCCAAAUGUUGCCGAAAAAUUACGCGUUGAUCAGGCAGUCGAAGCGGAAAAUUACAAACUGGUCACAAUUUUGUUCAGCGAUAUCGUGGGCUUCACCGCACUUUGUUCCAACGAUCAAGUGGUUCCCAUGGAUAUUGUGCGCAUGCUCAACAAAUUGUACACUUAUUUCGACUUAUUAAGUGGUGUAAACGAAGUUUAUAAGGUUGAGACCAUUGGCGAUGCGUACAUGGUUGUUGGUGGUCUUCCCACCCCUUGUGACAACCAUGCGGAGAGAGUAUUGAACAUGGCCUUUGGUAUGAUGGAGACAUCGAUAAAAGUAUUAUCACCUGCUGACAAAAUGCCUCUCAAGAUCCGUAUCGGUGUUCACUCUGGACCUGUUAUGGCCGGUGUAGUCGGCAAGAAGAUGCCAAGGUAUUGCUUAUUUGGAGGUACCGUCGGGAUUGCAAACAAAGCGGAAUCUGGGAGUAAACCUGGAUUCAUCAACGUCAGCGUUGAAACAAGGAAAUACCUGAAAGAAUCAGAUUAUAAAUUUGAACCCAACCCGAAUCCUACACCCGUUCCGUGUUUCUUCGUAUCACGAAGUCCAACAUCGCCAAGAAAACCUUCAAUUCUCGACAUCAUGUCCUCGAUUCCACCACAUAGUUAUGGCGGACUUUUUCUUUCUCCAAUGUCUUCCCCUCGCAGCGGGACUCCUGUACGCCAGUCUCCGAGCUCUUCCCCACCUCCCACUCCACCCAGGCAGCGAGCAAAAAAAAUGAUUCAAAUGUGUGCGACAGUGGAUAACUUUCCCGUUGAGGAUAUCGCAGCGAAUCUGAACAUCGUGGAUGCACUUCAGGACUCUUAGGUACGCUAUAAGCAUGCACGGAACCCGAAUUACGUCUUCAGUGAAUCAUUAUACACAGAAAACAUUGAUGAGAAAAGAAACGCUUAAUAUGCAAAACCUUUAAAAUGUUGGCAUGCGCUGCGUGAAGGAGUGUUAUACCGUAACAGUAUUCUAUAUAUUUCUAUGCUGCUGAGCCUGUGGAAAAUAAAUGUUUUUUGAUGCCUUUUUUCGAAUCACAAACUGAGAAAGCGAUUGGAUGGGAGGCAUAGGGUGCUUUCCAUGAAGCGGCCAAAAUGGUCAGACUGGUCAUAUUUUAAAUUGAAAUAGAGUAUUCCUUUAAAAAAUAUAGCGGUAAAACUGAAUUUUCCGUGCUAUGCGGAUAUAAAUAUCGAUAAACCUGAAUGCUGAUUUCUUACUGAAACACUCUAAAGCUGCGUUCAGACUUCAGACUGCGAGUGCCCGAAGUUAAAACUGGUUCAUAAAACAUGCUGAGCACAUUGCGCUUGUUGAGUAGGCUCCUACCUCUGGAGGUAGUGUCCGUUCAUGGGCACUGUUCCCAUUUUCAUUUGGAACUUGGAAGGGUCGGGUUCAACUUAGGUAUCAGAAAAAGUGACGGGAACCAGUGCCGGGCAUGUCUGAACGCAGCCUGAAUACCAGUAAUCUUACUGAAAAAUUUCUCACGGGAUAUGUAUGAAAGAAAAUCUAUACUCAUGCAUAUGAAGUCUCGAAAACAGAAAAUCGCACAAACGUUUGGAACACUACUUUCCAAGAAUGCAUGUCUAUACCCGGAAAAAGAUUUUUCUAUAGUUAGCGUACAUUUCCAACACUACAAUGCUAAUAUAUCAACGACAUUAACAAUUGUAAAU